AUGAUGGAAUCUCAUUGCAGAAUGCAGACCAAGAACUACCAGCAUGUCCAGGCACUAGUUUUUGCUGUUAAUGAAAUCAAUGAGAACCCCCUGAUUUUACCCAACAUAUCCCUGGGAUUCUGCAUAUAUGAGAAUACUUUUGAUUUAAGGAAGACUUAUGAGACAACUUUGGCUGUUCCCUCAACUCGGAACGGAAUGCUUCCAAAUUACAAGUGUGACCAGAAGGACAAACUGUUGGCUGUUAUAGGAGGGAUAGAUUCUGAAACGUCUCUUCAGAUUGCAAAUGUCUUACGCUACUACAAGAUCCCACAGUUAGCUUAUGGUUCAUUCGAUCACUUACUCAAGGACAAACAAAGGUUUCCUUCCCUCUACUUGAUGGCACCAGACAAUGGUUUCCAGUAUGUGGCCAUAGCACAGUUACUCUUGCAUUUUACAUGGACAUGGGUUGGACUCAUUGUUCCAGAUAAUGACAGCAGUCACACGUUUGUGCAGACUUUGGUGCAAGUGCUCAUUCAAAAUGGCAUUUGCAUUGAAUUCACAGAAACAAUUUCAAUCAUAAACAUGGAUUUCAAAGGCUUGGCGCUUAUAAAACGAAUUGAAUCAAUGAGUAAAACUCUCACACAGGGGAGAGCGAACGUGAUAGUUCUUUAUGGGGACUCCCAUUCCUUGUUUGGGUUUAGAUUACUGAUAGCUUCCUAUUUACAAUGGUCAAUGAAGCCCAUAGGAAAAGUUUGGAUUGCCUCAACUGAUUGUGAUAUCACCUCAAUGAAAUCUCAGAAUAUCAUGGAUCUGCUGAGCUUCAAUGGGACCCUGUCCUUUGCAACCCAAGCCAAUGAAAUUCUGGGAUUCAGGGAAUUUCUCCACACCUUGGACCCUCAUCAUACCUUUGCUGACAUUUUCAUUCAUGAUUUCUGGAAGGAAGCAUUUGCCUGUGUAUUUAGAAGGGCUGACUCUGCGACACAAAAUAAGCAAAAAUACUGCACUGGUGAGGAGAAGCUGGAUACCUUGUCUGGGUCUGUAUUUGAAAUGAGCAUGACUAGUCAAAGCUACAACAUCUACACUGCCAUUUAUACCAUUGCACAAGCGUUCCAUUCAAUGUACACCUUGAGACCCAAAAGCACUUUGAAACUGAGCAGAAGACCCUUGGAGCCUUGGGAUAUGCAGCCAUGGCAGCUCCACCCACUUUUGCAGAAAGUCCUUCCUAAAGGGAAAGAUGAAUCAACAACUCGUUAUGAUAUUGUAAAUUGGAUAUUGUUCCCAAAUCUGUCUUUUAACCAAGUGAAAGUGGGAAGAAUGGACUUUGCAACUCCUAGAAAUCAUCACAAUUACAGUAUUGAUGAGGAUGCCAUUAUAUGGAACUCUGUGUUUAAUCAGACUAUUCCACAUUCAUUGUGCACCGAAAGAUGUCAUCCUGGAUACAGCAAGAUGCAACAAAAAGAACAGCCGGUUUGCUGCUAUGAUUGUGUUCCAUGUCCCAAAGGGACAAUUUCUGAUGAAAUGGAUUUGGAGCAAUGUGUAAGUUGCGCAAAUGAUCGCUAUUCAAACAAGGAUCGGAACAAAUGUCUUCCUAAGUGGAUUAGCUUCUUAUCCUAUCAAGAGCCUCUAGCAAUCAUUUUGGUUGCAUUGGUUGUUGCCUUUGCUUUGAUCACAGCUUGUGUGCUGUGGGUCUUUGUGAAGCACCACGACACACCUAUAGUGAAAGCCAACAACCGAGAUCUUACGUACAUGCUUCUCAUCUCCCUUUUAUUGUGCUUCCUCAGCUCUCUACUCUUUAUCGGCCAUCCAGGAAAAGUGACCUGCCUUCUCCAACAAAGUGCUUUUGGCACCAUCUUCUCUGUUUCCGUUUCUUGCAUCUUGGCAAAAACCAUCACUGUGGUUCUGGCUUUCAUGGCCACAAAGCCAGGAAACAGAAUGAGGAAAGGGGUGGGGAAACACUUGGCAAAAUCUGUGAUCAUUUCCUGUUCACUCAUACAACUUGGCAUUUGUGCUGUGUGGUUGGGAACCUCUCCUCCAUUCCCAGAGCUUGACAUGCAUUCACAAAGUGACCAGAUCAUCGUGAAAUGUAAUGAAGGAUCUGUCAUCCUGUUUUACGCUGCCUUGGGUUAUAUGGGUAUUCUGGCACUCAUUAGUUUCAUUGUGGCAUUCCUAGCCAGGAGGCUGCCUGAUAGUUUCAAUGAAGCCAAGUUCAUCACUUUCAGUAUGUUGGUGUUUUGCAGUGUUUGGCUCUCUUUUGUUCCCACCUAUCUGAGCACCAAAGGGAAAUAUAUGGUGGCAGUAGAGAUCUUCUCUAUUUUAGCUUCUAGUGUUGGAUUGCUGAGUUUCAUAUUUUUCCCUAAAUGCUAUAUCAUUAUUCUUCAGCCCAGCAUGAACACAAGGGAACUUCUAAUGCAGAAAAGAAAAAGUGCUAUGGAAUGA
Molecule: messenger RNA, 2415 nt
Organism: Euleptes europaea (tarantolino)
Lineage: Eukaryota; Metazoa; Chordata; Lepidosauria; Squamata; Sphaerodactylidae
Product: vomeronasal type-2 receptor 26-like
Exons: 5
Coding region: 1-2415 (804 amino acids)
Biological process (GO): G protein-coupled receptor signaling pathway
Cellular component (GO): membrane
Molecular function (GO): G protein-coupled receptor activity
Source: RefSeq, a predicted model, not a curated record